Messenger RNA from Moneuplotes crassus, 1038 nucleotides. Lineage: Eukaryota; Ciliophora; Spirotrichea; Euplotida; Euplotidae. The record is from the annotation of a GenBank genome assembly.
CAAAAUGGGUGUCAACUUAUGCUGAUAUAAAGACAACAGCAUGGACCAUCGUGAUAAGAAGAAUUGUGAGUACAACAUAGAGAGGCUCAGGGAAGACAGGUGACGCGUCAAGAUCAAUAAUAAACCAGGCAAGAAAGGAAAGAAGAAGAGCGAAAGGCUUGGAGUCACUAAUGACUGUACCUACGCCGAUGAACAGUAUACUGACGGGAUUUCAGCAGAUAGGAAUAAAGCUAGUUCUAGAGCCAAAGGGCCCAAAUCCUAUCCUUCUGUGAUUUCUUCCCAACAGACUUUUCUUGCAGAUAAUGGGUUUGAUGAAAGCGAUAAAGUGACUGAUGACUACGAGAUAAUAGAGGAUUCCAAAACUGAUGCCAGGUUGAAACAAGUCACCGUUUAUGCUAGUCAUUACAUCAUUGCUAUCAAGGCGGUCUACGUAGAAAGAGAUCUUGCAGAAACUACUGUGGUACAUUCUAGUAAUGCUAAAUAUCUGAACUCGCGUCCAGACUUGGAGAAAAGGACUCUUGAUUUAGAGAAUGAUGAAUUUAUUAAUUAUAUUUCUUACACAAUUUCUUCCCAGACUGGUCUGAUCCGAACCCUUACAAUCGAGACAACCAAUGGGAAACAGCUGCUGGUAGAGGGACAAAUCGAGCUGAACAACAUGAAUAAUGAAAGCGGCCAGGAUAGUGACUAUAGCUCUAUUUUUGGCUUGGAGAAGGAAGAGAAGAAGACUCUUCUAAAAUCUUAUGACUGUGAGCAACCUCUGCUAGACCUUGCUCAAAAAUCUAACAAUGAGAGCAUAAAAUUAAACUCUGAGAAACUUCCUAUAAAUCCUCAUACUCCCCAGUUUAAUAGCAAGGAGCCUCAUCAAGGGAGUGUUCUCAAGAUGGAUGAGAAGGUCAAGCACCUUAAUUUUGUGAAACUUAAUCAAAGAGUUAUUGGCUUUAGGACCAGAUUCGCAGGGUUCCUGAAAGAAAUAGAUCUCUAUACUGAGCCCUGCACUUACCAAAGAAUUUAGAUAAUUAAGUUAUAAAAUUUGUUCUA